AUGGGAAUUAGUGUCCAGAUUAAAGCAAAUGUUCUGGGACCAGUGGUCUAUGGAGUAUCUAUGUUAACACUGUUAAGGAGUAAUUAUAAGUCGAUACAGAUCUUGGGUGAUUAUUGGAUCACCCUAGUGUUUAGUUGCAAAAUCAGCAUAAACAUCUUUAUGGGCCAUGCCUGGUUCCUAUUGGUGCACGAAACAAACGAGGAAGAGUCAGAGGAGCCGCCUGAAGUAAGCCCGAAAAUUGAAGAAGAAGAUUUGAACAAUCUAACUAUUCCGGCAACUUAUACUGAUCUAGAAUCAGAAGAUUCAGACAUUUCAGGCAACUCAGAGGAAAACAAACUAAAUAACACAAUAACCAUGGCCGAUGAAUCAAUUGCCCAAAGGGCAUAUAUCAAAGAAAUCUCUAGUGCCAUCCCAGAAUUCAAUGGCCAGAAGUUACAUCUACAAAGAUUCGUAACAGCCUUGAAGGUUCAAAACGAGACAACCAUAAACGACAUAAUCAAAAAACUUCAGGACACAGUAGUCGGCGAAACAUCCGAUGUAAUAAAGGCCAAAAUGGCCAAGACUGUCCAGAAAGGCAAAACUGCCGAGAAGUUUACAACAGAUAUCGACAACCUACGGAAGCUCCUAGAAGCUUCAUAUAUAGAUGAAGGACUUUCAGCUGAACAUGCUGAUAAGUUCAGUACAAAGGAAGCCAUCACCACAAUGGUCAAAAAUUGUGAGCAUGGCAGAUUAAAGACAAUAUUGGAAGCUGGCAACUUCACGACCAUGAAUGAAGCCGUCACAAAGUAUAUACAAUGUAGUACUGAGAUGACGGGUAACGCCAACACUAUAUUGUAUGCACAAAGAGGUAGCUAUCGCGGUAAUAGUUACAGAAAUAAUUAUCGCGGUAGAGGUAAUAGCCGGGGUUACUACCGAAAUAACGGCUAUAACCAAUACUACCAAAAUAAUCAAAAUAACCAAAACAACGGUUAUAACCGCAACAAUAACAACAACAGAGGAAACAACCGUGGCGGAAACAACCGCAACGGAAACAACAACGGGUCAAACCGUAACAACCAGAACAAUGUCCGAUUGGCUCAAACCAAUUCGGAAAACCAGACAAACCCUUCAGAUAUUUAG
Molecule: messenger RNA, 1119 nt
Organism: Drosophila kikkawai
Lineage: Eukaryota; Metazoa; Arthropoda; Insecta; Diptera; Drosophilidae
Source: RefSeq, a predicted model, not a curated record